Messenger RNA from Serendipita indica DSM 11827, 1056 nucleotides. NCBI's taxonomy places the organism in Eukaryota, Fungi, Basidiomycota, Agaricomycetes, Sebacinales, Serendipitaceae. The record is from the annotation of a GenBank genome assembly.
AUGGCACCCUUUGCCCAGAAUAUGCGCGAGGUUCGACUGGUCGAGCAAGGAAAACGUGAAACGACGAAUGCAGAUUCUCAAUCUCUAGAGGCCCAGUUUGAGGCGCGUAUUGACGGAGAAUGGGCCGUACUCGUCGUGCCAAACGGUGGUUAUCUUCUGGGUCUUCUUAUCCAGGCGUCUACUAUGUUUCAAGAAGGCUCACCAUUGUCCGAGCCACUUUAUCUUUCCGCACAAUUUCUGGGUUCCACCUCGGUGGGGCCGUGCACAAUUGUCGUAAAUAAGAUCAAAAGCGGAAAAUCAUAUGUGAACCUUACAGCAAAGCUUGUACAAAAAGGUCGAACAAAUAUCCACUGUCAACUCAUCUACGGCAAGCUUUCGGUAGCUCAACAUCCCUAUGGCGCAUUCCCAGCCACCCGAAAUCAACUCACGCUCGCCCAUCCCUCUGGAUUGAGUCGACGCUGUCCGCUUUCUGUCCACCCAUCCAAGUGCAGUAUCACUCCCUUUGGGCCACCCUUUCAAUUCGGAAAGCGUUUAGUUCAAGCUAUCGACCCGUAUUAUAUCGACAAGAUGGAACGCAUUGCAGCACUCCCAUAUGUCAGCGAUUCGGAUGGUGGUGACCUUGGUGGUGGGAUCUUUGAGUGGGGAGGAUGGUAUCAGAUGUUGGACGAAGAGGAUGUGAUUACGCCCCAGGUCGUUUGCUUCCUCGGAGACGUAGCACCUUGGAUGCUACCGCAAUCCAUUCUGGCGAAACGUGAGGCCCCAAUGUGGGUACCAACGCUCGCAUUCUCAGUCGACUUCAAGUAUCAUGUGCCGACAGCGAGUGAAGACGUUCCGGGAAUCUCGAAACGUACCAUUGGGAUCUUCUUCACGAGUAAGUUUCUCAUUGAUGGCCGACACGAUGUCACGGCAGAAAUCUGGACGGCACCUAGUGAGAUUGGGAGAGGUCACGAAGAACCAGGGUGGCAGGACAAGAUGUUUUGCAUGGGUCUUGUGAACCAAACCGUGACAUGUGUACCCGCCGCGAUGAACCUGAAGAAUUCGACGUCAAAGCUAUAG